Dromiciops gliroides (monito del monte) is the source of this 396-nucleotide messenger RNA. RefSeq names its product 40S ribosomal protein S12-like. Gene Ontology annotation, biological process: translation. The record is from RefSeq and is a predicted model, not a curated record. Gene Ontology annotation, cellular component: ribosome; cytosolic small ribosomal subunit. Lineage: Eukaryota; Metazoa; Chordata; Mammalia; Microbiotheria; Microbiotheriidae. Bases 1 to 396 code for a protein of 131 amino acids. The transcript has a single exon. Gene Ontology annotation, molecular function: structural constituent of ribosome.
AUGGUCGAGGAAGGCAUUGCUGCUGGAAGUGUAAUGGACGUUAACACUGCUCUACAAGAAAGGCUGAAGACCUCGCUUAUCCACAAUGGCCUAGCUUGUGGAAUUCCUGAAGCCGCCAAAGCCUUGGACAAAAGCCAAGCCCAUCUUUGUGUUCUUGAUUCCAACUGUGAUGAACCUAUGUAUGUAAAAUUAGUUGAAGCCCUGUGUCCUGAGCACAAAAUUAACUUGAUCAAGGUUGAUGACAAGAAGCUGGGUGAAUGGGUAGGAUUCUGUAAAAUUGACAGAGAGGGGAAGCCCUGCAAAGUAGUUGGCUGCAGUUGUGUUGUUGUUAAAGACUAUGUUAAGAAAUCUCAGGCCAAAGAUGUCAUUGAAGAAUAUUUUAAAUGCAAGAAAUGA